AUGUUGGGACUGCUUGUUGUACUUCUACUCUCAGCUGCUGCUGAGAGCGCUUCCAUUGAGUCCAGGAACCUUAUACAGUUCAGUGACAUGAUUUCAUGCGUCAACCCAGGCUACAGUCCACUUCUCAGAUUCAACAACUACGGAUGCUACUGUGGACCCGGUGGGUCUGGGACACCAGUGGAUGAACUAGACAGGUGCUGUCAGACCCAUGAUUACUGUUACGAGAAAGCUGAGAAUGAACUUAAGUGUAAUCUUGUAAAGGCACCCAAAAUGAUAGCCUACCAAUACACCUGCUCAAAAACGGGAACUAUUGAAUGCAGCACUGGAAAUGGCAAAUGUCAGAAGUUUGUCUGUGAAUGUGAUCGCAAUGCAGCCAUUUGCUUCUCUAAAGCGAAAUACAAUCCUGAGAAUAAAGGCAUCAAUAAAUCUCGCUGCAAGUAG
Molecule: messenger RNA, 441 nt
Organism: Pristis pectinata (smalltooth sawfish)
Lineage: Eukaryota; Metazoa; Chordata; Chondrichthyes; Rhinopristiformes; Pristidae
Product: phospholipase A2, minor isoenzyme-like
Exons: 4
Coding region: 1-441 (146 amino acids)
Biological process (GO): phospholipid metabolic process; lipid catabolic process; arachidonate secretion
Molecular function (GO): phospholipid binding; calcium ion binding
Source: RefSeq, a predicted model, not a curated record